AUGGAUUCAAUAAAUGCUAAAAUUGCGGACACAGGACUAGUACAUGGGCAUGUUGAUAAACAAAUACCUUUUAAACAAAUUUACGGCGUAAUACCUUUCGUUGCUCCCGAAAUCUUAAUGGAUAUACGUUAUCCAAAGAAAAUUUGUUCAGGACUCAGACCGAAUAUAGUCAAUGGAACUCCACUUGUUUUCGCUAGAUUAAUGUUACAAUGUUUAGAUGUUGACCCAUCUAAUAGAUCAACAGUAUCUCAACUUUACGAAUAUUUAGGAAAUUGGACUAUGACAAUUUGUGACGACCCUGAUCCAUUCGAUUUAUCUAAUCAAUUUGACGUUGCUGAAGAAAUUAGAUUCUCAAGUUUAGAAUAA
Rhizophagus irregularis DAOM 181602=DAOM 197198 is the source of this 366-nucleotide messenger RNA. The record is from RefSeq and is a predicted model, not a curated record. Lineage: Eukaryota; Fungi; Glomeromycota; Glomeromycetes; Glomerales; Glomeraceae.